This is a messenger RNA of Phytophthora sojae, 855 nucleotides long. RefSeq lists its product as hypothetical. The record is from RefSeq and is a predicted model, not a curated record. The transcript has a single exon. Gene Ontology annotation, molecular function: protein binding. The coding region runs from base 1 to 855 and encodes 284 amino acids. Lineage: Eukaryota; Oomycota; Peronosporomycetes; Peronosporales; Peronosporaceae.
AUGCGCAACAACACGAACGUGGUCUCGUUGGAUCUCUCGAACAAUGCGCUCACGGAUAUCGUCGGUAUUGCGAUCGGCAACAUGCUCACAGUGAACAAGAAGCUGCAGGUGCUGGAUCUAGGCUUCAAUCAUCUCACCAACGUCUCGCUGCAGCCUAUUGGAGAAGCACUAAGGACCAACACAGUGCUGACGUCGCUGAUGCUGAACUCGAACCCGGUUUUCCAACUACCGAAGGAGCUGCCGACUGGCAACGGAAGCAGCAGUGAAAGUGCUGGUACCAACGCUAAGAGUGACAACGUGCAGUCUGGUCCUCCGUCAAAGGUGCCGCCUCACUUGGCGGCAGCUUUCGCGCACGUGGUGCCAUUUACGGACGCUAUCAUCGCCAACACCUCAUUGACGUGUCUGAACCUGUUUAAUACAGGGAUCUCUCAUGAAGUGGGGCGUUCUCUUGCUCACGCGUUGGCGAAGAACAGCGGUUUGAUCUCGAUGGAGGUUUCUGGCAAUACGUUGAGUCAGUCGGAUCUCGCUAGUAUCGCGUCGUCUUUAAAGAAGAACCAGGCGUUGUUUUUCCAAGCGGAGGCCAAGAGUGCGCAGUUAAUGGAGGAGAUGAAGGAGCAGGCUCACCAAGUGCAAGUGGAGAAGGACAAGGAGGCGAAAAGAAUUGCAGAUGCUGAGUGGCACGAUGAUAACGCUAAGAAAAGAGCUGAAAUCCGUGAAGCUGAGGAAUGGGAACGAGCGCGACGUGUGGCUGAAGCGGAGGUGCAGCACUUGCUGAACAUGGAGGCGGAGAACAAGAAGUACUUGGAACGACUUGAGGCCGAGAAGAAACCUGCCAAGGGUAAAGGCAAGAAAUAA